UUUUUUUUUUCUUUUAUGAUCAACCACUCUUUUUGAGUUAUAAUAUUAUUAUUACAGUGGAAAAUGCGCCGAUUUUUGCUUCUUUUUCAAUUCACAGCUGCUCUUGCUAAAUCAGUGCAGUCGCAUCUCGACUCUCAGAUAUGUGCGGUGCCUAGCCCCUUAUUCGUAUUCGAUACUCAAAUAUGUGUAUCCUCCGAGGCUUCUCCCGGAGGACAUAGCGGGCCGCUAGACGAAGUAUCAUUGCCGCUUAAGGCUUGGAAGCCUGGCGGUAUAUGUCGCGGCGCUAGAGCUGAUAAGUUCUGCGUCUUCACCAACGAAGCAUUCAACCACGGCGAGGGCGUCUCGGUGAUUACUACCGCAAAGAGUAUCACAACUAUUUCAACACGACCCGCUUUCCUUACGAAGAAAACCGAGGUAUUUGAUUCGAAAUCAGAAUUAACCGUCCCUUACCGUGAAGUGGAAAUACCAGGUAAAGACAUUGGGUUAGUAGCAACAAGGGCGAUACGAGCAGGAGAGCUCAUAAUGGCCCGAACACCAGCAAUAAUGGUGAACGAAAAGGCAAUUAAUACACUAGGAAGGAAAGCUGUAUCGGAACUCCUUAUUCGCGCUACCCUCAAUCUCCCGUCUCGACAUAGAGAGUCUCUACUCAAGUUAUCGACGCAUAGCAGUGCGAGUGACUACGGUGAUAAGCUUUAUAAAAUUCUCCAAACGAAUUCAUUCCGAACAGGUUAUCACGAUGGGAUUAAUCCCUUUUAUUCUCUAUUUACCGAAGUAUCGCGACUCAAUCACGACUGUCGCCCCACUUGUGCCUACUAUUUCGAUCAUAGAGAUUUUCAUCAUAAAGUUAUGGCUGUUCGAGAUGUCGCGGAGGACGAGGAGCUUACAAUAGCUUAUUAUGAUCCUCUCCAAUCACACUCGACGAGACAAGAGAAGUUGCAAAAGGAGUGGGGCUUUAAGUGCUCAUGUCAGAGAUGCAGUGCAAAUGCGACGGCGAUAGCCGAAUCAGAUCGUAGAGUUUCUCAGAUACACGCUCUAUGGAAAGAACUAGACGACCAUUCCGCAACCUCGAAAGGAUCCGCAGAAAAGGCAAGACUUUUAAUCUCAUUAUACGAGGAGGAAGGUAUUCUAGGUCGAUUAAACGAAGCAUACUAUCGAGCGGCAAUCGAGUAUGUCGGAAUCGGCGACGUUGAAAAGGCAACGGAAUAUGCUGCGUUAUGCAUAGAGAAUGGCUUGCUAUUCGUAGGGCCUGAUCGUCCUUUUAUAAAGAAUAUGCAAGAACUUAUUGCAAAUCCGACGGGAAAUCCUAAAUGGAAAUUCCGUCUAAAAGACAAUUAAAAUACUGGAUUAUAGAAAAAAUCUCAAAGCCGUAUCUAUUUCCGACAGUUAGGUGCCCAUUGAUUGGCUUAUAUUUUCUUGAGUAUUCCCUGAGA
Daldinia caldariorum is the source of this 1430-nucleotide messenger RNA. RefSeq names its product SET domain-containing protein. The transcript has 3 exons. The coding region runs from base 64 to 1335 and encodes 423 amino acids. NCBI's taxonomy places the organism in Eukaryota, Fungi, Ascomycota, Sordariomycetes, Xylariales, Hypoxylaceae. Gene Ontology annotation, molecular function: protein binding. The record is from RefSeq and is a predicted model, not a curated record.